AUGGCUCAUGUGUUGGCUUAUGCCUGUUUUACUCAAGAUGCUUUCACCACAACAAAAAAGAAAAAUUCAAAUAUGCAACAAGGCGAGUCUUCUUUACUUAAAGCAAUCGAUUCUACUUUACGAAUCGAAGAUAAAGCUGAUGAAAAGAAACGAUUGAUGAUCGCGUAA
Entrophospora sp. SA101 is the source of this 168-nucleotide messenger RNA. NCBI's taxonomy places the organism in Eukaryota, Fungi, Glomeromycota, Glomeromycetes, Entrophosporales, Entrophosporaceae. The record is from the annotation of a GenBank genome assembly.